UGUGCGAUUGAAGAUGUGUACAAUGUAGACUAAAAAUUAUUAGCAAUUAUCUUUUAUCUUUCAAUAUUAAUGAGUUAAUAAAUAGUUAAGAAUGAUAAAAGUGAAACAUUGAUCAAGGUUAUUCGCGGAUCUUGUCAAAUGCAGCUUUAGUAUAGAAAUAUGACAUUCUGUAGAGUUCUGUUAUAACAAAGUAGGUCGAACAGAAGAAUUUGAGAUUCAUCGACCCAGAAUGGCGCUCGCAUAGCAGCAGUUUACGGUAUGAAUGUAGCAGUUGUAGACGGAUUGAAGUGUGCUGAGUUAAUAAAUUUAUUAUUUUUCUUGACUAAAGUAGUUAGUAACAGUACAGUAUACAAACCUUCAACUAUUAACGUAGUCCAACGUGGAGAGUGAUUUAAUUUUUUUGAACUGUGAAAACGUUAAGUGAUAUUGUAGUGAACAGUUAUAAAACUUUUUAAAAUAAUAGAACAAUAAUGGGCAAAAUUUGUGUCGUGAAAAGUUGUCCAAGUGGACGUAAAUUGAAAAAUAAUGAAAAUGAUUCGCCUCAGUCUCUGUCUUAUUUCCAACCAACAACACCGGUAAGAUUAAAAAAUUGGAAAACUUCUUUGGGCAUUGAAUUGAAAUCAACAGAUUAUAUUUGUCAUCUUCAUUUUAAAGAGGAGCACAUAAAAAUGUACGAUAAGUUUUACAUCCAAGGAGAACUAAAAAUUUUAGGAAUAAUUUUCCUACAGUUUUAUCGCUGCCACCGUUUUGGAUGUUUCUAAAUAAUCCCAAUGAACCCGAAUUUUUGCGGAUGGAUCCUGCAACUAGGCAGAUCAAGAACCAUUUACGUUUAAACGAGGAUACAUCUGUUACUGUUAUUUUUCGUAAGCUUGGAGAGUUGCCUCUAAACGAGAAAAUUGUUUCAUUAAGUAAUAUUUCUAAUUACUCGAAAUCCGUAGAAAGAUGGCCAUUAUGCGUUGGCACUCAAAUUGACAAAAACAAAUAUUCGAAAACUUGUAAAGGUGUGAUUGUUGGUGAUGACACAUAUAAAAGAAAUCAACCUAAUCCAAGAUGUAAAUCGUGUCGAAUUUUACGAAAUCGGUUACAGAACUGUAAUUCAACAGCUAUUAAUAUGGGGAGAAUAGCAGCUAAAAAACGGCGUGCAACUCUUGUUAAACAAUGCAAACGUCUUAAAAGAAUGGAAACUAAUACUAUUUGUACUCUUUCAACGGUUAUAUAAUUAAUCAAAAAUUGAAUGUUACGAAGAGAGAUCCCCAAAUGAGCAGUAUUUAUAAAAAUUUGGUUGCCAAUUUUAUAGAAAAAUAUAAUUAAUUGAAAACCCAUUGAGAAGUUCUGGAACAUGAAUAUUACUUACAAAAAUAAAAAAAUUUACAGUACAUUCAUGUUUCCGUUAAAUUUUGAAUUUUUUAAUGGGAAUCACAUAUGAAAUUUACAUCUUCAAUAUUUACUGAUAGUUUGUUUUUCAAUAGAUUUGUAUAUUUUAAUUUUCCAUUAUUCUUUUUGUUAAAAUAAGUUUGAUUUGUACAUAAAAAUUGUUCAUUAAUAUUUGUGCUGGAAUAGUAAUUGUACAUUUAUUCUAGUAUACUCCAGAUUUGUAUAUUAAAUUUGAAUAUUUCUUUGAUUCUUCAACGAAAAAAAUUUCAUAUUGAAUAAAGAAACUUUUUUUAUUCACAUUACAACGAAUCAAAGCAAAACUUUGAAUUUGUACUAUGCAAGUUGCACGUUAAUAAAAUGAUAAUAAAAAUUUUGUUUGUUUACUUGUGUUAAUGAAGUAGUCAAGUGUAAGAAUUAGAUAUUAUAAGUUAUCUAUUGGCAAUUUUCAAUGUUACUAGAACAUUGAUCAACUCAUAUUAAUGAAUAUCUGUAGUGCUGUAUUUUUUAGAUUAUUUAUAUUAAAUUAAAGUAUACCUGAAGAUUGGAACGUUUUACGUGGAAUGAAAGUAAAAAGUUGAAAAUCUAUUGGAUCUAGAUUCAUGAAAUGUUUUGCACAUCAUCAGAAAAUCGCAGCUAUCUCUAAUUAUCCCUAAAGCAGUCACAUUACAUAAAUUUUUUAGUUUCGUUGGAAUAAAAACGUUAUGAUCUUCAGGUACAUAAUUGUAAUAGAACUUUAAUAUUAUUUAUAGUAUAUUACAAGCUUGAAGUACGAUUACCUUUGCACUACCAUCAAGGUUAAUCAGUCACAUUGUCUCGACUAUAUUCAUGAUUUCCGUAAUAUAGCAAAUUUUAUUUCAUUAAUAUUUAAUUAAUGAACUCCAAAAUUUGUAACUUCUUUAUUAUAUCUUUGCAGAAAAUUAGACUGAAAGAAAAAAUAUUUAUGGCAAAGUCUGAGUGUGCAAAAAAGUCAGAAGCUGUACUACAAGAAGCAAUUAAGACGUUACCAACAGAACAUACCAUUUUCUAAUCUUAUAAAUAUAUUUAUUUUUUUAAUAUUGACUAAUUAAGCGUUGAAAAAUAAUACACAAAACUUUUAUUAUAUACCAUUGUUUCUUACUUUAUGCUUAUUUCAAAAAAGUGCGCCAAAACGAAGCGGAAGUUGUUCUUUCCUUAUUUAUUUUUCUAUCUUACUCUAAUAACUUUUGGCGUGGUUUUUAAAAUUUACACUGAUGCGAUUGUGGCGCCACACUAAUUUAACGCAUUUCGACGGACACUUUUCAUACACAGAGAUAGUCCUCUAUUAUUUCUCAUACAACAAUGUUUUUUUUCCCUUGAUUUUCUGUUUAGGCCAUGAAAUCUACAUAAAUGAUCAUCGGUACUCUAGUGAUAAU
Microplitis mediator is the source of this 2765-nucleotide messenger RNA. RefSeq lists its product as uncharacterized. Bases 752 to 1219 code for a protein of 155 amino acids. The record is from RefSeq and is a predicted model, not a curated record. NCBI's taxonomy places the organism in Eukaryota, Metazoa, Arthropoda, Insecta, Hymenoptera, Braconidae. The transcript has 6 exons.